Messenger RNA from Cetraspora pellucida, 1086 nucleotides. Lineage: Eukaryota; Fungi; Glomeromycota; Glomeromycetes; Diversisporales; Gigasporaceae. The record is from the annotation of a GenBank genome assembly.
AUGUACUGCUCAACGGAACAUUUUCAAUAUUUUUUUGAAACUUUGGAAUUUCAGCAAGACGAAAACGGUGUGCUAUUGCUUGAUCCUUCCGUACGUAUUUAUUGUAAUGCAGACGUGGAUGCAAUAUGUGCCGCUGAAAUAUUCAAGAAAUUAUUUUAUCUGAAACAUACAAUAUGGAGUAUUAAGCCAGUUAGAAACACAGAAGAUUUUGACAUAAGAGAUAGGCAACCAAGUCCUCUUGCAAAAUCGAUUUUCAUAGUAUUAGAUAAUAUAAAUUCACCGGAAAACAAAGACAUAAUAGAAAAGGCUAAAAGAAAAGAACUCGCAGAAAAAGAUGACAAACAUGAAACGGUGGGCGGAUAUUUGGUCAUAACGGACGAUUUCGGACGCCCAGUCAAAAAGCAUUGGUCGGCAAUUGAAAAGCAUAUUCCUUUGGCAACCGGACCAGCUAGGCGAUGUCACACGAGUCUUUUCGUGUCUAAAAGAAUAAAUCUUGUAGAAUACAAUAAAGUGAUCGGAUUUUUGGACGCCGAAGUUAUGGAUUUGAAUAAUUCUGACAGCGUCCAACGUAUUCACAGACACAAAGCCGUGCCCGCACAUUCCGAUGACAAGCGAAUUAUUCGCAUCAAUGAAUAUCCUUUAUAUAUGAUUACACAUAGAAUGGCAAAACAAAAUUUUCCAAAUAUGGAUGUUCAAGUAGCUAACUCGUUAGCCGAAAUGAUUAAAGAAGAGGGUCCAAAAUUUGGUCUUGAAUAUCCGUUAUACUCAUCAUAUUGUAAAUUCUACGGAUAUAAACAGCCAUCACUAUCCGCAAGCGAUGCUGCUUACGGGUUGAUUACGUUGUUAUCAACGAAAAAAUCUGCAUCGAUUGAAUUUGGGGUUGAAGUUCGCUGGGUAAGUGAUUUUGAGGACGAUGACUCAUGGUUGAAUAAUUUCUAUACUGUGAUGGAAGCAUUAGACAGUUGUACUGGAACGACUUUGUUGCAGUCAGGGAUUGAUCUACGAAAAGUUCUUCAACCUUUAUUUAGAGAUGAUCAAUUAGGGAAUGAUCGAUCAUUUGAUUUGUUUGAUCGUGACCGAUCAUAA